This is a messenger RNA of Hydra vulgaris (swiftwater hydra), 1002 nucleotides long. The record is from RefSeq and is a predicted model, not a curated record. NCBI's taxonomy places the organism in Eukaryota, Metazoa, Cnidaria, Hydrozoa, Anthoathecata, Hydridae.
AUGUAUGAUCUGUUUAUUGAAAAAAUUAGUCAAUCAUGUAAUGCUUUUAUUCCAAUAAUUGACGUAAAUUCAAGAAAGAAAGAAAAAAAUAAUCCAUGGUUUACUGAUGAAGUAAGUCUUCUAGUACGUUCAAAACAAAAUUUGCGUUAUCAAAAUUUAUCAUCGAACUGGAAAGAUUUGAAUAAAGUAAUGAAAUAUAAAAAUAUUUGCAAAACUGUGAAAAUAGAAUCGAGUAAAGCAAGUUGUUACUAUGAAAAUGAUCUUGUUGAAAAAUCAAAGGUAAAUCCGAAACUGCUAUAUAAAUAUGUGAAUAGUCAAAAAACGAUUAAACAAGUAAUUAAAGCAUUGAGAGAUCAAACUGGUUGCGUAACAAAUGAUCAAAAUGAAAUUGUUGAAAUUUUAAAUAAACAAUUUCAAGAUGUGUUUACCAUCGAAAAUUCUACAGAAGAGCUUCCACAAAUUGAGAAUUUAGGGGAUAUUAUUAUUGAUGCAGUUAAUAUAGAUUAUUUUGAUGUUUUAAUUAGAUUGAAAAAUGUUGAUAUCAAUAAAACAUAUGGAGUUGAUUUUAUACAUCCGUUGAUUUUGAAAAAUUGUGGGGAUUCUGUAGCAUUGCCAUUAACUUUAAUUUUUAUAGAAUCUUUUGUUAAAAGUGAACUACCAACUCAAUGGAGAGCAGCAAUUAUUACACCACUAUUCAAAAAGGGAGAUAAAUUAGAAGCUGCAAAUUAUAAACCAGUGUCAUUGACGUCAAUUACUUGUAAAAUUAUGGAAGGUAUAGUCAGAGACUGCAUACAAUCAUAUUUAAUAAAAUAUAAAUUAAUAUCGAAGUCACAACAUGGUUUUGUUAAAGGGAAGUCUUGUACAACAAACUUAUUAGAGGCGUUGGAUUAUAUUUCAUUUAAUUUAUCGAUUGGUAUUUCGGUAGAUGAAGCACUUUUAGAUUUUGUUAAAGCUUUUGAUUCUGUUGCUCACAAAAGAUUAUUGAUCUUCAUAUGGAAUUAG